This is a messenger RNA of Limulus polyphemus (Atlantic horseshoe crab), 2920 nucleotides long. Its product is annotated as phospholipid phosphatase-related protein type 1-like. Bases 215 to 1414 code for a protein of 399 amino acids. The record is from RefSeq and is a predicted model, not a curated record. Gene Ontology annotation, biological process: phospholipid dephosphorylation; phospholipid metabolic process; signal transduction. Gene Ontology annotation, molecular function: phosphatidate phosphatase activity. The transcript has 8 exons. Lineage: Eukaryota; Metazoa; Arthropoda; Merostomata; Xiphosura; Limulidae.
CGUGAAAAGAUUGGUGGUUCAGGGCUUGGGAGCUAGAAAUAGAGUGAACUGGGUUCCUUGUGCAGGGUUUCAUUUACGUGAGCUGGAUGAAUCUGUGAAAUCUUUGAAACUGUACCCGAAACAGCGAUGUCUCAAUAGUUAAAAAGAUCUUUACAAGACUAAAAUAUAAAGUAUCAAAGAACCUAGAAUUCGAAAGGAGACAUUGUCAAAAAAUAUGUACAGUGGAAGCCCCAGCCCACGUGGCCAGACUGCUAACUAUGAGGAAAUCCAUAAGCCUGGAGAAAACAUUCUUGAACCAAUUCAGGCUGAUGAUGAAUCAGAGUCGACAGAUGAUGAUAAGGUGUACGAAAUAAAUUUAAACAUUAUUCCAGUUUUUAUACUAGAAGUCCUUGUACUUGGAGGUAUAACUGCUUUGGCCUAUUUUCUCAGAUUUGAAUCAUCAUUCCCGGUUCUUCUUCGUGGAUUUGUUUGCAAUGAUGAAGCCAUUGUUUAUCCAAAGAGUGUACUUUCACAGAAUUCGACUGUAACUUUAGAGAUUUCUCCUACUUUUUUGUAUGCUGUUUCUUUAGCUUUGCCUGUGACAUUGUUGCUUCUGGGAGAGCUAGGCUACUUCAUCUUCUCCAGCAAGGCACGUAAGGUUAUUCGACCAGGCUGUGUGGGAUGUAAAAUGCACAUGGUUUUUCGAAGACUCAUUCGAUUCACUGGAACGUUCUUCUUUGGAUAUUUAUGUACAAGUAUCCUGACAGAUGCAUUAAAACUAACCACUGGUCAAUUGAGACCUCACUUUUUAGAGGUGUGUAAUCCUUCCUCGUGUCCGCCUGGUCAGUUCAUUUCUGUGGACAUUUGUCGCGCCCCACAACAGGAACUCAGAUUGGCAAGGAUGUCAUUUCCGUCUUUCUAUGCUUCGAUAUCUUCCUACUCAGCAGUUUUUAUAAUGGUGUAUCUACACACUAUUGUUGCUCUGCGUACGUCCCGCCUUCUCCGCCCAACCCUGGUGUUAUCGAUAGCAGGACUUUCGUUAUUGUGUGGUGUGUCACGUGUUUCUCUCCAUGAAAACCACUGGGGAGAUGUCACAGCAGGAUUUCUUCUAGGCGGUGCUGUUGGUGGUUAUAUUAGUGUCAUAUCUUUGGAGUGUUUUCGUGAACACCACCAAGUGAAGCAGAGGAAAUGCUGUAACUACAAGGGGAGAUUUGCAUUUCAACCUGGACCGACACAGCGCCCCCUAUUCUACCGAUACUUUCGAAUUCCCCAUGUUACCUACAAGAACAAGCAAGGUAAGUAUUUUCCAGCAAGCGAACGAGAGAGCCUGGACUAUUCCCCUGGAGGAGCUCUUCGAAACGAGGCAUUUCAAAAAGACUUGCAUCAACGUGUAGAAAAUUAUGGCAAAAGACACAAAGAAAAAACGGAGAGUUAAGAUACACAAUGAGUCAACGUGUUUAUGUUACUUCAAAUCAUUUUAUUUGUUGUAAACUCUGUGACGUAUGUCGCCAGACAUUUGCAUGCUUUAUAAGGUGUUUAAAUUACUAGAUAUUUGUGGUAUUUGUUGUGAAAAACAUUUGAUACAAGGAGCGUGAAGAUUAUGUUCAAUGCCGUUGCUUUUAAACCAAACUUCGAUUUUAGACGAUAUUGAACAAUUUACUUCUUGGUUCAGAACUUAGAUUAAUUACACAGAUGCGCAGUGAAAGUUCCCACAGUUAUGGAUGAAAAUCUAUAAUUACGUUAUCUGGGUUUUCUCUAUACAUUACUAUACGAAUACCUUCAUUUUACUCUAGCAGCUUCACCAUGUCAUUAUAGAACACGUUAUGGAUACUAGUAUCAGAACCAGACUUCUGUUUGAAAUUCACUAUUGGGCCUUUCACCUUCAAAACCAAACCGUAAUUGUUCUUUCAGUUUCUUGGGUUCACACAAACCCUGAUUCUGGUUUAAAACUAUAUCAUUUCUUAAUGCAAAAAUAUCAAGCGGAAUAAUUAGAAUAAUAAUAAUGAGGUGAAUAGAGUAGGGGAGUCCGUGGGUGGUUGACCACGGGGGGCAGGUUGACACGAUGCCGAUAACUUUCGUAUGCUGAAGCUGGUGGUAGCUGUGAUAGCAUGACCACUAACACAUCCGAACACGCGUCACUUACUGUUAUAGUUUCAUUGUGAUCAGAAGCCUCUGUUGUGUGCAGGAAUAAAAAUGAUAUUUUUCACAUACGUAAGUAAAUAUUUUCGACUGCAACGAUUUUACUAAGUUAUAUUAAAUACUUCGUUAGGAGAAUUUAAAGAAAAAAGUUACAUAAUAUGUGAAAGUACAUUCUUUUGGCUAUUUAAUGAUACAUACUCGUGUUUUAUAACUAUGACUGGGACGGCACAUACAAGUCAUUUCUAGCAAAAUGGCUGUUUUGGGCAUGUUGAUACAUUUCACUUAGAGCAAGUUGACACGCGUGUCUACCAGCCCGACAAUGAGGAAUUUGCAUGCAUUUUUUAUACUCUUAAAAUAAAGAUAGAUAUAACACAAAAAAUUUAAAUACGUUUUGAAUAAUUUUAAUUAAGGCUUAAAUGUUGAAAAAAUUAACUAAAACGUUUGCAAGUUUCUCAGUAAGUUGCUUCCUUUCCAUUAUUUUCUUGUGAUAUAUUUUUUUUUCUCAAAAUUUUUAAUUUUAAUUUCAAGAAACAUUUAAUAUGUUUUUUUAUUUCAUUUACUAAAAAGUGCAAUAAAAAUUGAUAAAAAUAAAGUGUGUUUGAUUAAAUUUCAUCCGUGUCAACUUACCACAAAGAGUGUGUCAACUUGCCCCGUACUCGAGGUAGAGUGACACAUAGUGAGUACUGUUCUAUUAUGUUCAUGUCUGAGAAAAUUAGAGAACAGGUAAGUGACUUGUUUUUGCUUUGUAAUAGAAGAAAGUGUCUAGUUUACGUUGGUAUCGAAAUUUCUUAUCUUCAAGUUC